UCCUGACGGUGUAAUCGAACUUUAGUGGUGCAUCCAAAGAGGGUUUCAAAGGACUUCUUGAGCAUUUAGUGGGUGUGCUGAAUCCUGCAGAAUACGAACUCUGCAGGACAUCCAAUGAAAACAACAACACCUUAAUUGAAUUGGGGAUUGGCGGCUCUCACUUUUUAAUUUAACGUUGUUUUUUUUGAAGGACACUCUCAUCAUGACGAUUCCAUUAUCUCGGACUCAACUAGCCCUGUUUUUCAUCCUCUUGUGUCCGGUCAAUAUUAUUGGGUUAUGGUGGGCAGUGGGGAGCCCUCUGGUCAUGGACCCCAAUAGUAUCUGUCGGAAGACCAAGCGACUAGUGGGCAAGCAGGCUGAGCUGUGCCAGAACCAGCCAGAGAUCGUCCACGAGGUCGCCAAGGGUGCCAAGCUGGGUGUACGGGAGUGCCAGUACCAGUUUCGUUUUCGCCGCUGGAACUGCACCAGUCAGAACAAGUACUUUGGCAAAAUACUCCAACAAGACAUCCGGGAGACAGCGUUUGUGUACGCCAUCACAGCGGCUGGGGUGACCCACACGGUGACUCAGGCCUGCAGUAUGGGGGAGCUGCUGCAGUGUGGCUGUGAGGCAACCAGGAGCAGGGCUCCCCCCCGGCCAGCCUCCUCCUCCACCACCACCUCUGGCGAGGGAGUCAAGUGGGAGUGGGGUGGCUGCGGAGACGACGUGGAGUUUGGCUACGAGAAGUCCAAGCAGUUCAUGGAUGCCAAGAGGAAAAAGGGCAAGAGUGACAUCAGGACGUUGAUCGAUCUCCACAACAACGAAGCAGGACGACUGGCGGUGAGGAAUUAUAUGAGGACUGAAUGUAAAUGUCAUGGCCUGUCCGGGUCUUGCACACUCCGGACCUGUUGGAAAAAGAUGCCUCACUUUCGCGAGGUGGGUGAUCGCCUGCUGGAGCGGUUCAAUGGAGCUUCCAAGGUGAUGGGAGGCAACGAUGGCAAGACCCUGGUUCCCGUAGGCCAGAACAUCAAGCCUCCGGACAAACAGGACCUGAUCUACUCGGCCGAGUCGCCCGACUUCUGCUCGCCCAAUAGGAAGACGGGCUCACUGGGCACGCGGGGCCGCAUGUGCAACAGCACAGCCAUGGACGUGAGCGGCUGUGACCUGCUGUGCUGUGAGCGUGGCUACCGGGACGAGACAGUGGUGUUCGAGGAGAACUGCCUCUGCCGCUUCCACUGGUGCUGCGUGGUGCAGUGUAAGAAGUGCUCGGUGAGGAAAGAACUCAGUCUCUGUCACUAGCAUUACCACAGUGAAGCUGGGUUGGUUUCAGGCCUGGCCUCUUCUGCCUCACACGAAAGAUGCACUGAGAUCAUGCUCCCAUAGUUCAAUUCAGGAGCACACUGAGAGAUUAGUGUCUUAUCUAGGAUCAUCUUGGACAGACAGCUGCAGUAACUCUCCUCUCAAGCUGCAGAACAGUCCAGAAUGGCCACUACUCCAGUGCUCACCACAUAGAGCUCUAUGACCCUGAAACGGUGUCUCUUUUAUGCUCUUUUUCUAGAAACCCACUGGAGGAACUUACCCAAUAACUGUUCCAGCUCUCCUGAGUGGAAUAUUGAAGGUCACAUCUGAGGUUAAAAGUUCAAUUUCAGCUCCGAGAACACUCUAGAACAGAACGCUUGGUCCCAUCUCAUAGAAGACAAUCAGAUAGCUUGGUACCAUUCUCAGUCGUCGGUACGGAGGUCGUUGCCUCUAAAGCAGUGGUCCCAAACAUGUUUGCACAGUGACCCACCUCAAGCCUUUAGCCAUUGAACCAGAAAAUAGCAUAGCAACUGUUUCUAACCUCAAACCCAAUGCCAAUACCGUCUAGGAACAUGCUACAACCCACGAUUAGGGAAACACUCUUCAUAGUCAGUUAACCAUGUAACUACAAGUGGGGACUAUUAUAACAAAAGCAUAAUGACGUUUGAGUGUGGGAAAUAAGACUAUGGUCUUGGUAAUAAGAUAGUAAGCACAUCAGCAUGCUACGUUUCUAUACACAGUAACUGGAAUGUUAUGAAAAAGGAAAAUGGACAUGCACAACGUGGAAUACAGGUAUCAAGCGCAAAACGUAUGAAAAAAGGGAAAUGUGGGGGUUAAUUGUUUGGAGGACGAACCCCAUCAUGUUUCAUGGUGAGGAGCUGAACUGACACCCGAGACUAUUAUUUAUGAACAUUUUAUGACAAGACUACUCAUAGUGAUACGGUGAGGAACGUGCCUACCAUCUCUCUGAAAAGCACUUUGGAUAUGGAAGCAAUCUAUGUAAACCAUAUGUCACAUUGGUUGUUGUUUGAGUCGUUUGCAAAUGGGGAAACGUGUGACGACUUUUUUUCGUAUGAGGUGCAGUAUCGAGAAAGUAUAAUAUUAGCUUUAUCUGUUUAAUAUACAGGGCUUUUGUAAUGCACUUUCAAUUAAAGCAUUUGUUGCGUAUAGACUUGUUACAUUUAGUCAUGUUGUGCAGAAUGGCCAUUCCACAAUCACAUACAAUGCUGACAAUGAAUCCAUCCAGUUGUCUCUUUGAUAAGUCAACUCGCUGAAGUGAGUUGGAUGUCAGGAAGCCCAUUUCUUUUGACUUUCUGCCGACGUUCUUCGGAAUAGGCGGAUCAGAUCUCUGCUUAUUUUUUUUUUUUGGGGGGGGGGGGACACAAAACCUAUCUUCACCGUCAUUAAUAAUAACAAUUACUUACGAAGCGUGUUGUACCCAAACGCGCUGUACAUUUUCACUUUUUACGUGUAUAGGUCGAAGGUAUUCAAGUGUACUGUGUCUUACCCUUCUUUUAGAGUAUGAUUUUGUUGCUACUUACCUUUCAGGGAUCUGUAAGAUCUUUUGUUGGGCAAAAGAGAGAGAGAGAGUACAAUGAGGGAUGACAUCGCUACAAUUUAUUGCCAAUAUGUCAUGGUUUAUGACCAGAUUAUUCCUUGCCAGAGGGUUCAUCGUUAAUAUUGUUACCAUGACAGUGGAUACACACUGCACAGGAUUACUCUGUCCUCGGAGCUACUAGUCCUGUCUGUGGAGUGAGCACCAUUAGAUUUUUCAUUUACCUAAAAUGUAGUUUUUGUACAAAAGCCUAUCACGUUAAGGGAGAAAAACUUGGUAUAAUGGAACUAUUCUGACUGAGCUCUGCAACAAUAUUAGGCAUUCUUUACAUAAGCAGUAGAAUUGACCACUUUACCAUGUUAAGUUUGGGUUGCAGUCUACCAAAUCAGGAAAUCAGACCAAAUGCGGCUAUUCCUAUGUGAGAUACACUCAGUGGCCAGCUUAUUAGGUACGCCCCGCUCACGGAAAUGGUUCGCUCCUACAGACAGUGAGUCACGUGGCCGUGGCCUGCUAUAUAAAGCAGGUAGACAGGCAUCAAGGCAUUCAGUUACUGUUCAAUUGAACGUUAGUGUGACCUAAGCGACUUUGAGUGGGGCAUGAUUGUUGGUGCCAAGCACACCAGUUCCAGUACAUCAGAAAUUGCCGGUCUCCUGGGUUUUUCCUUUUGGGGAAAAUAGCUUGUUGAUGAGAAAGGUCGAAGGAGAAUGACAAGAAUCGUGCAAGCUAACAGGGGGGCCACAAACAGGUAAAUAACGGCGCAGUAGAACAGUGGUGUGCAGAACAGCAUCACGUAACGUACAACUUGUCACGGAUGGGCUAUUGCAGUAGAUUCCACUCCUAUCAGUCAAAAACUACAAGAAGCGGCUCCAGUGUGCAUGCGAUCACCAACACUGGACAACUGAGGGUUGGAAAACAUUGCCUGUACCGACGAUUCCCGUUUCUUGUUGAGUCGUCAGGAUUUGCCGUUAGCAUUAUGAGUCCAUGGUCCAUCCUUGCCUGGUAUUAAUGGUACAUGCUGGUGGCGGUGGUGUAAUGGUGUGUGAAAUGUUUUCCUAGCAACGUUUGAACACCACACCUUGUAGAAUCCAUGCCCCGAAGAACUCACGCUGUUCUGGAGGCAAAGGGGGGUCUGACCCAGUACUAGAUGGGUGUACCUAAAACACUGGCCAUUCUAUUUUCCUCAUAGAACAACUUUAGGACUUGUUGGGCUGCCAGGAGUUUUUCGCUGUUACUGUAUGUAUGUUUAAACAGUCCUUGUCAAACUGGACGAAAGCUGCUUUGACGUUUUCUUGAUUCAAGGCAAGACCCAAUUUCCAAGUUUUGAAAACGUGACUUUUGUCAGGGCACGUUGAAUGAUCUCAAGAGAAUUCGUCCGCAUUUGUUUGGAUUAAGAGACAGAAUUUUGACUUUCAUAAUUGCUUGUUCAUUGAUUAAACUUUUGUAUUCUACAAAGUUAAUUUCAUAUCCAUGUUGUUAUUUUCCAGUUACAGUAUGUGUAGAAAUUGGAAUGAAUUGACAAGUGAGUUUCUGCACUUCCUAUACAAAUAAAAAGUCAACUGUUCUCUCUG
This is a messenger RNA of Salvelinus fontinalis (brook trout), 4399 nucleotides long. Its product is annotated as protein Wnt-6-like. Gene Ontology annotation, molecular function: cytokine activity; frizzled binding. Gene Ontology annotation, biological process: canonical Wnt signaling pathway; cell fate commitment; neuron differentiation. The transcript has 4 exons. Gene Ontology annotation, cellular component: extracellular region. Bases 203 to 1276 code for a protein of 357 amino acids. The record is from RefSeq and is a predicted model, not a curated record. NCBI's taxonomy places the organism in Eukaryota, Metazoa, Chordata, Actinopteri, Salmoniformes, Salmonidae.